This is a messenger RNA of Fusarium sp. VM40, 1083 nucleotides long. The record is from the annotation of a GenBank genome assembly. Lineage: Eukaryota; Fungi; Ascomycota; Sordariomycetes; Hypocreales; Nectriaceae.
AUGGCAGAAACGUCGCUUGAUGUCACGAGCUCACAACCUAUAGCUUCGGAGCCUUCCCGCGAGAUCCAGCUUCGAUAUGAAGUAGCUGCAUCAACCUUCAAAACCCUUUGCGAGAUCAAACCGAAUCCUGCUACAUACGAUAUUCUCAGGAAAGCAUGCUCUGCCACCGAGUUCAACUCUUUCCCGAUCAACAAGGGCGAGGCUGCCUUCUUUCGAGCAAUCAACGACAGUACUGGCAUACCUUACCAGGUUAAAGAAUUCAUAUCUCAGCCAUGGCACAAGGUCUUUCUUUUUGUCCAGGUCGAUCUUUUGAAGACUGGCUGGCCCAACAAACUCUCAGGACCUGCUCGACAAACCCUUCACAAGGAACUUGGCCGCAUGUACAAGCUUCUCGACCGCGUAUUGAGAUGCCUAGUCGAUAUACUCGGAGAUAGGGGUGAUGGGAAGGGAGUCCGAACAGCUCUCGACGUACUCAGAAGCGUCAAGGCUGGUGUUUGGGAGAAAAGCGAUAACCAGCUCCUGCAAGUCGAGGGCAUUGGGCAAGCAAAGAGAGACAAGCUUGUCAGAGCAAACAUCAAGAGCAUCAAGGAGUUGUCCACGAUCCAAUUCUACCACAUCGAACGCAUCCUCAGUCGAAACCCGCCCUAUGGUCAGUCAGUACUACACAAAGUGGCUGGAUUUCCUGUUCUCACACUCGAUUUCGAGAUUAUCAGCCAAUACAUUCCUGACACUGCAGCACCCUUGCAAACCUCAUUAGCCCUAUGCGAGACCAAUCAAUCUUCAGUCAACAAACCGGUAACCAGUCAAUCGCUCUGGAUUGCUCGUGUUAUUCUUGGGUUCGCUAAUGAAAAGAUACCUCAUUGGAAGGCUCGCACACCAUGGCUCACAUUGGUGGUUGAGGGAGGCGACGGACGACUUGUCUGGUUCUGGCGGGGAAGUGCCAAAAAGCUAGUCGACAGCAAAGAAUUGGUGAUCGGGUUGAGUGCAAAGAGUGGUGAACAAUUGAAGGUUACUUUCGCAUGUGAGGAGAUUGUUGGGACCAUGAUAGAAAUGGAUGUUCAAGUGACAGCAAAAUGCACCUAG